Molecule: messenger RNA, 4460 nt
Organism: Gadus macrocephalus (Pacific cod)
Lineage: Eukaryota; Metazoa; Chordata; Actinopteri; Gadiformes; Gadidae
Gene: cnsta
Product: consortin, connexin sorting protein a
Exons: 13
Coding region: 319-2730 (803 amino acids)
Biological process (GO): positive regulation of Golgi to plasma membrane protein transport
Cellular component (GO): transport vesicle; trans-Golgi network; plasma membrane
Molecular function (GO): connexin binding
Source: RefSeq, a predicted model, not a curated record
GUCAAGCAAGGUAACGUUGUACCGUACAUACACAACCGGCUGGUUGACUGUACGUGCCAACCUAAACCGUAGCUUUCACAUUUAACCUGUCACCGAGCGAGGCGUCAGGUGUACAAAGAAUAACAGCCCUCAAACGUAAAUCACCGUCGUUUUAUUUAGUCCGGCGAAAGAACAAGAGCUUCGCAUGACUUCGGGCUGCUCGUAAGGCUGUAUCGUCCUUUGGCUGCCCUCGACCACCCUCUGCAGACCGCGACAAGCGUGGGUCUACCGGCACCGGCCUUGAUGAGCAGAGAUCUCAGGCACUGAGGGCGGAGCCUAAUGGAUCAUGGUGGUCAGUGUGAGUGGGAGGCUCCGGUCAUGUCCCAGUGUGAGGGGGACCGAAUUAGUGACAACCCGCCAUGCCCCAAGCCCCUUGGCAGCCAGAACCUUAACCUGACAGAGACGCGUACACCCUGUCGGACAAACACGCUCACAAGAGAGCACUCCCCAGUGGAGGACAUCGGGGUUUGCAAACCCGGGCAGAGUCCCUCUGACAACAACGGUGUGGUCCCGGACACCUUCCCAUUAGGGAGCAGAGACGACGAGGACGAAGGUGAAGAUGAGCUGAUGAAGGAGGUGGACGAAUCAGAGGAAUCCUCCGGUUUUAUUGACUCCCGGUCGCCAAGCACCCCCAUGACCGACUCCUCCUUCUCCGAAACCGGCAGUCUGCUAGAGACCCCCUUCAGCCCAGGCACCAGCCCAGUGCCUUCCUCUCCUCUGAAUAUUGGGGCUGCUCCCGGGGUCUCGUACCCUCUAUAUGGCCCAGUGCAACCCGGUCAGCAGGAUCCAGACGUGGACUCCCGUUUCCCAAACACUGUGUCUGGAGAUGCAGGUGGAGGAUUUGUUUCCUGCACCGCUGGGCACACCUACACGACUGGACCUGUUGGAUCUCCUCGAUUAACAUGCACAUCAACCUCGGGGCCCGCCGGCCCUUCCACGCCCCCGUGCAUCGAUGGAGCCAUAACAACCGCCGGGAUAGAGGCUUUGAACUCAUCGAGUUGGUCCACUACCUCGGAGACGGUGCAUUCCACCGGGCCUACCUGUAGCAACGCAUCCGUCCUUGGUUCGGACGGGGAACCUAUGCCUCCCAAAACAGAAGGCAGCACGUCAACAGAAGCUUGCCAUGUAGAUCUCUCCACUUCUGUUGCAGGACAGAUCAGCGCCACGACCGAAACCCCUGGUACUCGACCCACCCCCUGCAGCACAGAACCCUUCCACUCUCAAACAGCACCCAAAGGAUCCGUCUCCCUUGUCACCUGCGCCAAGGGGCCCUCCACCUCCUCCACACCCGGGCACACCUCCAUGUCUGCUCCCACCUCGGCUACAGGACCCACUCCCCGCCCUGCUUUGCUGGCCUGCCUGGAGGAGUUGGAGCACAGAGCAGAUGAUAACCACCUGCCGCAGUACCUCCACCAGAUUGCUGAGGCCUUUGUGAACCAAGAAGACUACCGGAGAGCUAUUUGGUGCAUACAGUUGGAGAGGCUCUAUCACCAGAGACUACUGGAAAACCUCAGUUCUCUACAGAAGCAGUGGGAACGCAGCUGUAGAAGCACCUCGACCUCUGAUCUGGAAACCCAGCUCGACACCCUCGCACACAUCUGUCAGACACACAACAGACCGGCUGCUAGCAAUGCUCUGUGUGCGUCUUUAGAGCUUCUGAAGGCUUCUAUGACUCACGACGAAAAGCCUCCGGGUGAGCUGACCUCAUGCACCUCAGGCCAUUUGACUGAAGGAGAGUUGGAGGUGGGGCAGAGAGACACCGAAACCCGCCUCACGGGGAAGAUGCAACCAAUCAAAUCCUCUACAGGCAUGGAUCAUUUUGAUGAUGUGCGGCCAACAGCUGGAGAGGAGAGCGCUGGAACAAGCAACGGACUGGGAGGGAGAGCGGUUCACACAGCUCCACCUAUCACAGCAGGAAGUGGGAUCCCCCCCGCCACCGGGGCAGAAAUGGACUGGUCCAAACCUGCUGGGAGCCAGGGUGUGGAGGGAGAGGCGACACAGGAGAAGCACAGAGAGGAAGAGGAGGAGAGGGGAUCAUGGGAGUCUCAAGAGGAUGCACAUGCUCUGGAGAUGGAGGAUAAGGGGGGAGGAGGAGAGGUGGAGGAGGAGGGUGGAGAAGCUGUCCCCGAGGAUACAGAGUUGAGGGGGAUAGAGGAGGUAGUGCCACUGCUGCAGCAAGAAGCCGUUGCUGAGGAGAACCAGUGGGAGGUGACCCAGCUGGGCCUUCACUCCCAGCCGUGGGAGGAGGAAGGAGCCCAGCUAGAGCAGGAGGAGCAGGAUUAUGGACCAGACAUCAUCAAAGAAUCCUACCAUCUAGACGACCAGGCCAAACUCAUCUCUGUAGAGGAGGUGAUGCCUGCCUGUGGCCUGAUCUCCAUACUGAAGAAGCGCAGUGUGUGUGUGUCUGAGUGCCCUGAACCCGUCAAAGCUGCCGCUAAGAGACGGGUGCGUUUCAAAGUCGCUGACGACGGAUACAAUCAAGAGGUCGGAGGAGGGGACUCGUGCCUGCUCCUCUUCCUGCUUUGCCUCGUCACCGUGGUGAUCAGUGUCGGAGGGACGGCUCUCUACUGCGCCCUGGGCGACGCCCACUCCACCGUCUGCCAGGACUUCUCCCGCAACGCAGACUUCUACGUGGGCCAGAUGCAGCGCGGCAUCUCCCACCUGCAGCACUGGCUGGCGCCCGGGUCGUAGCGGGGGGGGGCCGCCGCAGAGCAGGAGUGGAGCGCCCGGCACCUCGGCCCCUCUUUAACCAGGGGGGGGGGGCCAAACAACACGAUUCGAUGCGUCUUUCGAGAUCUUUUUUUUUUUAUCAAAGUACAUUUUGCAAGGCGGAAGAAAUAUUAUUCCUCAAUAGCCUGGGAGACCCAGGAAAGCACACACGGCAACACACACACACACGCAUAAAUAUGAAAACAAACAAUUAUGUACGCUCACUUGAAGGGGAAAUAAACCUGUACAACACUGAAUCGCAGAUCAUGAGAUUCGACCCCCGUCGUUCAAGAUGUCAUCAAGCUGCCUUGUCGAUGUGUUUAGCAAAACGGCGCACACUCUCAACGCUGUACAGAUUGUGUGUCUGAAGCCAACAGAACUCCACAGAUGGAAGAAAAUGGUGGCCCUCUUGCCUGUGGUGUGUUUAUAUCUUUUUAAGUCUUAUCUGAAAUUUAACUUCUGAAAGAAAGUCUUAUAACGUUACUAUUGCUCGAAUGGUACGACUUGUAAUCUUUUACCUUUGCAUCAGGUCAGUUGUUGACACGCCAUGUGGUGACCUAAACAGGGAGUUUGUGUUUCUCUUUUUCUGAUCAGUUUUCACUGAAAAGGCCUGGAUCAAGAUGCCUCGUUAGAUUUGUACCUUGGGGGGGGGGAUAUGUGACCAUCUGUCACUCUGCUAUCGCAACAUUUAUAACAACUUAUUUAACGACUCCAUGAAUCCACUGAUUUUGUUGUCAACUCCUUUCUUCAAAAACUAUAUUCAGUUAGCCUAUAUGCAGCAAAACCUACCAAAAACUGGUCAUUACAGCAUUAUAUCACUUUUCCAUAGCAAUUAUUUGAGUACAGAUUGUAGAGUAAACGUGUGAGGUGUUAACCAAGCCUGGUUGGAAUGCCGAAUGCAUGAGAAGAUGAAAUAAUCAGGUUAAGUUAAUAUUUUUGGCAGUUCAUUGCUAACGUGUUUACUAUUCACUAUGCUAACUUUAGGGCACAUGUAGCUGGAAGAUAUGUUAUUGUUUGAUAAAUGUAAACAGUUCACAUUGUAUCAUAUAAUAUUUAAUAUAAUUGUCAUUACAUUUUAAUGCUAAAUUAUCUGAUUUUCCCAGUUCAUCCCUCCUGACAUAAUGGCCAUACAUGAAUGCAGUAGUCAAUGCCAUAUUAGUAACACAGGAAAUACCACCUGUGCAUUUUUUAAAUCUUAACGACCAAAUAUUUGUUUGAGGUACAUGUUUCUUCUUUUAUCUUUUUUGUGCUUCGUAUGCACGUCUUCUGGCUGGUUCAGAUGACCGUCGCUUAAAAAACAUACCUCUUAGAUUUCUGCUACUAUUUAUGUUGCUAGGCCAGAUGUAAUAUUAAAUAUCAAUGGUUUAAAAAGGGGAAAAAUGCAUUUACAUGUGUUGCUGUUUAAUACUUUAAAUGAGUUUGAUAUUUUAAUUUGUUCUCUCAUACUUGUGGUUAAGGAGACAUUAGAAAAGCAAUAUUUCUGUUGAGUUCAUUCUUAAAACUCGCUUCCUUCAUCUUAAGUGAUUUGUCUUUAAAAAUCUAUAUUUGUGUGUCUUCGUUCAUUUGUGUCUUUGAAAAUUUCUUAUGAUGUUGUGGUUGUCGUUACUUUGCACUCUUACCAUUGCAUCAUUUUGGACACUCUUAAAUUAGAAUUUCAACAUGUCUCCGAUGAUUUAACAGAGGAAUAAACUUGAUAUUCGGUGAAUUAACAA